GCAUAUAAGAUAUCGAAGUAAAAAUCUCAUUCUCGUCGGUAUUAUACCCGUUCUAAAGAAACCCGAUACAAAUCAAUUGCAAAAUUAUCUUCAGCCUAUGGUAAAUAAGUUAAAGCAACUUUGGAGUAGCCAGCUAUUUAAAACUUCUCAAUACCCAAUUGGGAGUAUGUUUCAUUGUGCGUUGAUUCAAAUUGCAUAUGACAUACCAACUGCGCACAAG
Molecule: messenger RNA, 220 nt
Organism: Racocetra persica
Lineage: Eukaryota; Fungi; Glomeromycota; Glomeromycetes; Diversisporales; Gigasporaceae
Source: the annotation of a GenBank genome assembly